CCCCCUCCCCUCUUUUAUAACUCAACUUACAUAUUGACCUGUCGCAUCCCUUUCCACUGAGACAAAUGAGAUACUCCAGGCGCUAUUAAACAUGUCUUCUUCUUCUAAAUCUGCUCUUACUACCCAGGAACUCCAGACCCUUGCCUCCAAGGCGAUUGCUGCUAAAGCUACGGCCUACUGUCCGUAUUCUAAAUUCCGCGUUGGAGCAUGUAUUCUCACCCAGUCUGGUGAAUACAUCGUCGGCGCCAAUGUCGAAAACGCUUCCUAUCCGGUUGGCACAUGCGCAGAACGAGUGGCCUUUGGUACUGCUGUCGUCGCUGGAUAUCAUGACUUCAAAGCUGUUGCUGUCGCUACUGACAGUAACCUUCCAGCGUCCCCGUGCGGCAUGUGCAGACAGUUGUAAGUUCGAACCCUCCUCGUCUUGCUCUUUCUUGCUUCAUUUCUGUGUCUUCGGUCGACUCGCAUGAUGAGGG
Molecule: messenger RNA, 473 nt
Organism: Aspergillus caelatus
Lineage: Eukaryota; Fungi; Ascomycota; Eurotiomycetes; Eurotiales; Aspergillaceae
Product: cytidine deaminase
Exons: 3
Coding region: 92-403 (103 amino acids)
Cellular component (GO): cytosol
Molecular function (GO): cytidine deaminase activity; zinc ion binding
Source: RefSeq, a predicted model, not a curated record